Salvia miltiorrhiza (redroot sage) is the source of this 1451-nucleotide messenger RNA. RefSeq names its product protein APEM9. The record is from RefSeq and is a predicted model, not a curated record. NCBI's taxonomy places the organism in Eukaryota, Viridiplantae, Streptophyta, Magnoliopsida, Lamiales, Lamiaceae. Gene Ontology annotation, biological process: peroxisomal membrane transport. The coding region runs from base 106 to 1197 and encodes 363 amino acids. The transcript has 6 exons.
UGGUUAAACAGAAACAAAUAAACAUCGCAAUUUUCAAUAUCCUCCCUUCUCUCCUCCCAAAAAGGGAAACAAAAACACACAAGCAGAGACAACUGGUAAGGGAAAAUGGCAAUUACGGAUGAAAGUUCGCCAAUCUGGGUACAAAUUGACCGCGCUGAAAAUUAUCUCGUGUGCUGCAUGUUCGAUGAGGCGGCAUCGUUAGCUUCCACUGUUCUUAAACAAUUGCUUGAUAAUAAUAACCGCAGCAAUACGGAUUCGAAAUUUCCAGAGAGUUUUGAAAAUGAAUGGAAUGAUAUGCUGGAAUCAGCUGGUAUGGUUCUCGUACAAUCCAAUAAACAAUUGAGAAGGACGUCGGAGAUACUGAAGGAGCUCAAACUGUUAUUUGGUUCGGUCAAUCUCAUCCCCGUUCAGGUUUUCAUGACGGGGGUGUGCUUUCAAUUGUCGGAGAGCCUCUCAACUACUGCUCAAGGUUUUCUUGAGGACUUUGUCAACAGCUGGGUGUACGUGGAUGACAAAUACCAUCCUCUUGCAGGUGAAGAAGCUAGGGUAGCUGAUACAGGAGGAUCUUGCUCUCCAUUUUCAAUCAGUGUUGACAAGUAUUUAGAAGUUGUUGAGCUCUAUGUUGUGACACUUCUUGCUACAAGUUUGAAAGACACAAACUUGGCUAUCUCCUGGGUGGAAAAAGCUGUGCUGCCCAUGGAGAAGCGUCAGGUUCUUCUGAGGCGCUUACAAUCUAUGAGUUCUUCCAUGACCAGCUCAUCUCAAACUUCUAUAUCACCUCAGCUGUCAGAUGUAUACAAAUCUGAAUUCUUAAAAGACCAAACUCCAUAUAGUGGACAUCAGAAAGAUAUUGCACCAGAAUACCUAACUCACGAACAGAAUAAUACAGCAAAGGCAGAAAUUCUGAAACUUUCGCGGAACCGAGUUCCAUACUUCUGGUGGUUUCCUACUUUUAAUGUGAAGUUAGGAAAUAUUCAAUUAUCCAUACCAAGUGGGAAAUUUCUGUUGGCAUCUCUGCUAUUGAUCAUGUGUUACAUCACAAGAAAAAAGCAAGCUCUGUUGAAGAGGUUUCUUUCUAAGCAUGCUCUCUCUUUCAGAAAGGCUUUGCUGGACCUGUGGCAACUUGCAUUCUCAUACCAAGUGAAUCCCCUAGCUGCUGUUCAAACAUUGCCUAACUCGACACGAGGGAACCACUGACGGGAAAAUAUCUCCUGCCACUUCAAUCGGGAUCAACCGUGCAAGAACUAUAGUCUGCACUUGGAAUUUGAGAAGUUUGAUUCCUGUUUGGCUGAUGCUGCAUUUUUGGUAGUGGCUCGAAGUGCUUCUUGAGGUUCGGCGUGUCUUAUUUGAGGGAAAUUGUGAGAUGAUACUCUUUCCCUUUGUGUAGGGGAGAUUUGCUAAGAAUCAAUACCUACCUAUAUAUAUAAAAAAGCAUAAACCACUUUCAGAAA